Debaryomyces hansenii CBS767 is the source of this 1461-nucleotide messenger RNA. RefSeq lists its product as uncharacterized. Bases 1 to 1461 code for a protein of 486 amino acids. The record is from RefSeq and is a predicted model, not a curated record. Lineage: Eukaryota; Fungi; Ascomycota; Pichiomycetes; Serinales; Debaryomycetaceae. The transcript has a single exon.
AUGUCAGACGAUGUUAAAGAUCUGAUAAAUGGUAUUGAUGAAAUGCUAGAGAACGUUUCAUUAACUAACACAGAAAGCAUUUAUUGUCGCUAUGAUGAUGAAAUUAAAAUUACAGACUACGCAACUUCAUUCAAUUCGAUUAAUCAUAACGCUAAACCAGAUUUAAGAAACAUUAAAUAUAAGACAUCUACGGAACAUUUGAAUUGUCCAGUCUGUCAGCAGCCUUUUUUAGAGCCACUAACAACGAUAUGCGGGCAUACGUUUUGUAAAAGCUGCAUUUAUGAAUGCUUUAAAGCUUUCAAUGGGAAUAUUAACGAUGACUUGAAAGGGUCAUGUCCAUUGGAUAGAACACCUUUGGAUGCAUCCAAUGUGAACGACUUAUUCCCCACGCCUUUGCUUGUUACCAAUUUAAUUGAUGACCUUCAAGUGUACUGUUUGAAUCAUGAAAGAGGCUGCAAAUGGACUGGAUGUCGCUGGGAGUUAGAACAUCAUGUAAUAUCGGACUGUGGUUAUACAGGUGUUCAGUGUAAUGGGAAAAGAUUUAUAAGGAAGAGCAAUGAAGAAGACAACGAUAAUGUUGAUGAUGAUUACGAUAGUGACGAAGUUUGCACCAUGACAGUAGAACGAAGAUUUCUUUCUGACAAUGAAACUAAAUGCAUUCAUGAAAUAUUCCCAUGCGAAUAUUGUAAUACAGAUCUUACAAGGAUAUCUGAGGAGCUGCAUUUGUCAGAUGAAUGUAUAUACAAUUAUCAGACAUGCGACUUGUGUUUAAACGAUAUGAUACCGCUUAAACAUUUAAAUAAACAUAAAGAGAAUUGUUCCAAGAUUCGGCAUUUCAAGUGUCCAGCUCGCGAAAUUGGUUGUAGCUGGAUAGGAAAUAAUGAACCUGCGUUGGAAAUUCAUUUACAAAAAAACAAUUGUCAAUUAAACCAGUUAUUGCCAUAUAUUAAUAGGCUUAAUGACAAGAUAGAUUCUGUAUCAACAGAGAACAAUUUUUUACAGAAGCAAAUCAAUAAGAUUUUAAGUCUGAUAAUUCAAGGUAAGAUAACAAAUUUAGGCUACAAUGAACCGAUUGAAGAAAUAAACAAAUAUAAUUCCUCGAUUACGUCUUUGGAAGAUCAAGAUAAAUUGAUCUAUUUAAAUUAUGAGAUUGAUAGGUUAAAAUUCGAAAUGGAAGAAAAAAUAAUCCCGUUUAUAGAUAGAGAGAAUUCCUCUUUAACUGAUAGAAAAUCAAUAAUCAAUGGAUUGGUUAAUGAUAAUUUUAUGAUGAAAGAUGAUUUAAAUUUGCAAAGGGUUUUGAUUAAUAGUUUACGGAAGCAGUUGCAAUUUUUACUAUUCACAAGAAAUUCGAGAAAUAUGAAUAGUUCAACUUUGAAUUCAAGCAUGGACCCGGAAAGCUUAGAUCUCUUUGAUAUGCCAUCAAGAAAUAAUUCUGAAGAAAGGCUAAACCUCAAACUAUAG